AUUGUUACAAGCGACCGACGCCGUGGUAGAAUGCAGCGCACCGUGGCACAACAUGCAGUGGCUACGUCAGCUGCAGAUGGGAUUGACGCACCCACCGACGCGUCAGCAGCAGCAUCAGCUCCUCCCCAUCCUGCUGACGCUGCUACUCCCGCCAAAGCCUCCUCAGGGAAUUGGAUCCAGGCGCGCCUCGACCAACUCAAGAACUCGGUCAAAAAGCAUUUCGCACCGCAGUUGACCGAGCUCAAGUCGAAACUCACAACGUCGGCAAGUUUCAGCCGAGACCGCAUUCGCACGAGCGGCGAACAGCUGCAACCAGCGCUUUCCAAGGCCAAAGGCGGUGUGGUCGGACUCACACGACGGGUGUCGCACACAUCGGCGCACAUGCAACAGCAGGUGGAAGCAUUAUUGGGCGCUCGCCUUGUCCAUGACUUGUUUGUGACCAAGAAGCAUGCCGUGGAGGAUGAUCGUUCCCAAUUCGUCAUGGACUCCAAAGCUAGUCCAACCCACUUCGUAGCAUCUGCACACAAUCUCGUGGGCUGGUACGACGCUCCCAACUCAACUUACGCUUGCUCCAUGUCUUCGGUGGCGGCGAUAUGCAUGGACAUGCCUCAUGUUCUGUACACCAUCGUUGCAUUCACGGGCUGUGUGGCUACGUACACACGUUGUUCGGCUGUAAAUCGCGGAAUGCGCCACCAUCUUUUAGCCGAGCCAAGGCUGCACCGAUAUUGUGUUCGUGUUGGUGGGUUGCCUGCGUCGCUUCGGCUUCCAUUCUGGCAACACGUGUCUGGGUCGAAAGAAUUGCAGCAAACUUCGUCAGUAGACUAUUUGACUUACCAGCACGACGCCAAGCUCAAAGGCGAGUGGGUUGAAGCCAUCUACAUUGACGUGCGUCGAACCUACGGUCGUGUAGCUAUCGAGUCUUCUGCCUCUGGUCUUUCAGACGGAUUAUUUAGCCGCAACAAUGCUAUGGAUCACUCUGACCAAGACAUUCAAUCACAACUGACGGGAAUCCUGCUGGCGUUGGCCAGCCGGUAUCCACUCGUGGGGUAUUGCCAAGGCAUGGACUAUAUCGCUGCGCAUCUCCUUCAACAUGUGAUUUCACACUCGACACAAGCCACCGCCGCUUCUGCACUGAGCGCCGUGCCGUUGUCGUCCAAGGCGCAACGGUUGGUCGAGGAAGAAGAAACCUCGUUUUGGCUGUUUGUGGCUCUGUUGGACCAGUACGGGUUGGAAGCCAUGUUCAGGUACUAGUACUACUAGUAUUACUAGGCGUUUUCCCUUUGGGCUGUGGAGAGAUAUGUGUUUUUUUGUUGUUGGCUGUAUAUAUAUAUAUAUUGUAGCCCGGGGCUGAGCAAAUUGCACUUGCAUUGCUAUCAAUUCAAUCGGUUUCUGCAACUCGGGCUACCGAAACUGCAUGCACAUUUUGAAGUCGAAGGCAUGUCGGUGCAAAUGUACCUCGUCGGGUGGUUUCAAACCCUAUUUUUGUACUUGAACGCGUUGCCGCGCCACAGUAUCGACAACAUGUGGGACAUUUUCAUGGCGGAAAAGAGCUGGAAGAUCCUCUUCCGUGUGGCGCUGGCCUUGCUGUCCAUGUGUGAAGCCCACUUGCUUCAACAACCCAUCGACAGCGCCAGUCGUUUCCUCAAUACAUUUGCGACCCACUUGCCCAUGUUGGAGCCAUACGUGCUAGUGCCCACGGCGCUUCGUAUUAAAGUGACCAACCGCCACCUCGCGGACCUGAGCCUCGGAUUUGACAGCACGCAGCCGCUGCCGUAACAGAUGCCUAAUUUAUUCCACCGAAAAAAAUAUAAAGUGACAUGUAAAUUAUAAACUGGAGCUGCGUCUUC
This is a messenger RNA of Aphanomyces astaci, 1847 nucleotides long. RefSeq lists its product as hypothetical. Gene Ontology annotation, molecular function: GTPase activator activity. The coding region runs from base 31 to 1251 and encodes 406 amino acids. The transcript has 8 exons. Gene Ontology annotation, biological process: activation of GTPase activity. The record is from RefSeq and is a predicted model, not a curated record. NCBI's taxonomy places the organism in Eukaryota, Oomycota, Saprolegniomycetes, Saprolegniales, Verrucalvaceae.